AAAUGUAGAACGUCAAAUAUGCAUUCCCUUUAAUAAUGGCGGCUGAGAGGAAAGUAAGACGAUUUUGUAGUGUUUGUGAAAAGGAAAAUCUCGUGGCAUGGAAAUGCUUAAACUGUUUGGAAUUACAAUGUGGUGAUUGUAAAAACGUCCACGAAAAAUUCUCGAUAAGUAAGAAUCAUAUUCUUAUACCACUGGAUAAACUAAGUCCUUCUUUGAUGGAGGAGCAGAAAGUUAAAAUCACGUCUGCUAUCAACAAUCAGGAACAGUGUGACUUAUUUUGCAUCAACUGCAACGUUAGAAUCAACACAGCAGACUCCAUUAUGGAACAUCUUACUCACAAUUUGGACACUUUUGAAUCAUUUAAUAAGACUCUUAAAAACAAUAUUGAAACUCUCAUAUCGAAAAUCACAUUGGAAGUAGGAUCGUCGAAAUCCUAUGAUGACAAAAAACAAAUGGUGGAGGAAAAAAGAGAAAUGAAAAGAGAAAUUCAAAAGAGGUAUGAGGAAAUAAUAUUGAGUUGCAAAGCUAAUAUGAAAUUAUUGCACAAUGAUUUAGAUAAGUUUUACAAAGAAAGAGAAAAACAUAUUAAAGAAGCUAAUAAGAGAGUUGGGAAGGAAAGUACAAAGCUUGUCAAGGCAAGAGACAAACUCGGCAUGCUACAAUAUAAAGCUGAACUUCCACAAUUACAAACUACAUUUAUUUCCACAAAACAGCAACUGGAAAAAUACUUAUCAACUUUACCCGUCGAUGAACAAAUAGUAUUUAGAACCGGAGAUCAAACUUCUGAUGACAUCGCACGAGAUAUAGGAUCCCUACACUACUCUAUAGCAGCUUCUGGAAAAUCAGGGAGAAGUUUUCAGUUGGUGUUGAUAGAGAAAUCAGGACCUACUAAACUACAGACCGUUUCCGUUAUAACACCCUGUGGUGAUACUGAUGUCUGCAUUGGAGGCGUAAAACACAAAACGAUUCAACUGGUCAACCUUUCUAGACCAUCGAUUCCACUCAACGAAUUUACUGUAACAUUUUAUGAUUUUACAUCUUCAGCGGAUGGCAGCUUAUUGUAUAUUACAGAUUUCAAAAACAAAUGCUUGCAAGCUGUAACAAAACUUGGAGAUUUGAAAAAUAUUAAAACUUUUUCGCCGCUUUUACCAACUUGUGUACACGUUACAUCUACGCAUGAAAUAUACGUUGGAAUAGUAGAAUCGGACAGUCAAAAUGUCGACGCAGACAGCAAAAGAGCAAUUCUAAAAUUGACACCACAAGGAAUUUUUAAAGCCGAAUUUGAAUUUGAUUUGAGAGGUACUCGACUUUUUACUGUGCCAUAUCGAUGCCAUGUGAACGAAACGAACAAAUGUAUUGUUGUAAUUGACAAAUACGACCCAUCCACUGGACGAGUAAUCGCAUUUGACGAAACUGGGGAAGUUAAAUUCCGAUAUUCUGGAUUCACUGCUAGUUCCAAAUUUAAACCGUUUAGACCAACGAAUGUCAGCUGUACACAAAGGGGUGAAACAAUUAUUUGUGAUAUCGACAAUCACUCUUUGCAUAUCAUAGACAAAAACGGAUUCUUUAUCCAGAAUUUGUCGACUCUUGAUGUGGGUAUACUGCAUCCGCAUAGCAUGGCUAUAGAUUCCUAUGACCGUUUGUGGAUUGGUACGGGUCACCCUCCGACUGAUGCUAAACAGAAGGGGCAAAUAUACAUCACUAGAUUGACAAAGAAAUAACGGAACUUUGAAUCGUACGGGGGAAAUUACUAUGUCUUUCAAUGGGAUUGUUUAAAUUAAUCAGAUAUAUACUGAGACGUAUGUUUUGUCUCUCCAGUAACUUACAUAUUUUGCAAAAAUAAUAAUUAUUGUGUUUAUGUUGAAAUCAAAUGCCUAUUCAUUUGAUACAUGAAACACAAGCAACUGUAAAUAAGACAUUUAAUUUUAUACAAGUAUUUGCUACGGCUUUAAAAUCGUUUUUGCUUUCUCUUGUUAAUAUUGUAACAUUAUGUUUGCUUCUUCAUGUUUAAACGAGAGAGAAAACAGAUAACAUUAAUAAUAAUACUUGUGUAUGGCACGAACAUAAUAUUUUCACAAAUUGUCAAUUAUAAUAAAAAGUUAAUAUAUAUAUA
This is a messenger RNA of Mytilus trossulus (common blue mussel), 2113 nucleotides long. RefSeq lists its product as uncharacterized. The record is from RefSeq and is a predicted model, not a curated record. Bases 36 to 1721 code for a protein of 561 amino acids. The transcript has a single exon. NCBI's taxonomy places the organism in Eukaryota, Metazoa, Mollusca, Bivalvia, Mytilida, Mytilidae.